This is a messenger RNA of Cherax quadricarinatus, 5572 nucleotides long. The record is from RefSeq and is a predicted model, not a curated record. Lineage: Eukaryota; Metazoa; Arthropoda; Malacostraca; Decapoda; Parastacidae.
GGCAACACUCAUUAUUUGUUUACAUGGUGUGUCAGGGAAAUGUUUGAUAACAAGAGAUAGGGGAGCACCAGUUAGAAAUGUCCAAUGUACUGGAGAAGACAUUUACUGGUCUUGUGCACAGCCUCUUGGGAACAAGUGGUGCCAACAACUCAAUCACUCAGAGUGUGUCUGGAGUGUCUGGUCUGAAGAAUGUAUCACUUGGCUUGGUACACUUCGUUGAAAAGCUUCAGGCUGCACGUAGGAUAUCCAAACAGGAAGAAGAGCACUGUGUGGAGCAUGAAAGCAGAGAAUGGGUGAAGCUGUUGUCCAGUCCUGGUGCUGGUAGUGCAGUAGUAGCUGAUCUGUUGUGUCGUGCACUCCUCGUUAAUGUGCGUGGCUACACUCUCCCAAGCCUUCACAUACAUGCUAUCAAAUUAACCCAGAGUCCUAAUAUCCUACACAAAAAAAUUGGAUAUCUGUUUGUGAGUCAGACUCUUGAUCCUGGGUCUGAACUUACGUUACUUCUAGUCAACACUAUCCAUCGAGACCUAGCCUCUCCCAAUGCUCUUCAAGUUGCUGCAUCACUGGCCUCGCUUCCCACUGUUGUCACGCCUGACCUCACUCCAUCCAUCAUCACAGCUCUCACACACUGCCUUGCACACCAACAGGUAUAUAUAAGACGAAGGGCUGCAAUAAUGGUUGGCGUGGUGACAACAAAAUGUGGAAAAGAUCUUCAGGAGACUGCCAAUAAUCAGGUCCCUCACCUACUUCACCUGUUGACAGAUCAAGAUCCAGGAGUAGCUUUAGCUGCCAUUAACUCCCUUUGCAAAAUUUAUAAGGCAUGUGGUCAUGAAAAGCCGGAGUUACGUGACCAAGUUGCAAAGAGUGCAUCGCACCUCUUGACACAAGCACUGAAUGGUUCCCUUCCCAGAGACUACCAAGUUAAUUCUUUACCUGCACCAUUUGUUCAGAUUCAGAUGCUUAGAGUUAUUCAGUGUUUGUCAACUAAAGACUGGCAAAUUCCAAAUGAUGUCAUUGAAGCAAUCGAACUAGUGUUAAGUCAGCCAUGGGGGGGCAAGUCUGUUUGUCUUUAUGCAGUGCUGUUGGAGUGUGUGUUUACAGUCACGUCUCUUCCACACAAGGAUAACUUGAUAUCUAGUAUUCUUAAGGUGGUUUUAGGAUUUCUCAAGAGCUCAAAUGUGAACCUCAAAUAUGUGGGUUUAAAGGCUCUUGCGAGUGUGUUCUCAGUGCUAGAGGAAGCACUCACGUCUAGUCAUCUGGAAGCUGUCCUUGACUGUCUGUAUCAUUCUGAUCCAAACCUUCAAGCCAAAACACUAAAGCUACUGUGUGCUAUGGCAAAUGUACAUAAUUACCAGGCUGUGUGUACCACAUUAUUGGAGUUUUCAGGCCGGACAAAGGACAUGACCACACACAAAGCAAUUAUGGGUGAAUUGGCAGCCAUCAUAACUAAACAUUGCCAGGAUAUACAAUGGUGCAUAGAGCUCAUCUCGCCACUCAUUUUAUCCUCACCAACGCCUGACAAGAGGCUUGUAAAUGCACUUGUAUUUGUCCUGGAACAAGGAUUUAAAGAAGAGAAAAAUGUUAAAACCUCUACUGAAGCUUCCCAGGAAUUACUUCUGAAAAUAUUCAGCCAUACCACUCUCUCUGAAGCUUACAUCAACCUCAUAGCUUCUGUUCUCAACUUACAUUAUCUCAGAGAUCCUAAACAAGUAUCUAAGUAUUUUACAGAUUCUUUUCUAGAAAAGCUUAAAGUCAUGAGAAACUUGAAGGAAAAUGACUCGGCUAUUUUUCAGUGCCUUAAAAAUAUUGGACUUAAUGAUGAAACUGUCUGUGCAGAUAUUGUAUCAUUUUUACAGCUUUAUACAGUCAGAGAAAAUGUAGAUCAAGCCUUGAGAGAAAAAUCAAAUGAAAUUUGCAAGUGGCUCAGCAAUCCUCAGCUCAGUAUGAGAGUCAUUAAAAGACAGGAGGACAUUUUGAACCAUAGAGUUACUGUAGAUUUGACAUUAAGCUUUCUUGAUGAAUAUGUAGUCGAAUCUCUUGAAAAUGGUGCUGUGCCAUUUAAGCCAUUCAGUGUAGUCAUGGGAAAUACAAACCUGGAGGAGAAAAUGGGUGAUGUCCACGAGCCACAGUGGAAUGCCAGCCUUAGCAUGGAAUCUGAGGAUGGUCAGUCCUCAUCACAGUCUAAUGGAACUGGACUUACUAGUGGCACAAGUCAAAGUGGAAACCCUGUGAACAAGAGUAUGAUUGCACCUGGCAAACGAGUAUGGAGCACUGAAGGUCGCAUGCGUCAACGUUCUGAAGGGGAAGAAUCUGUUAGGUCACGUGUUGACACUGCCUCACAACCAGUGGGUUUGCAAGGAACUCUUCUUGGGAAUGAAGAGGAGGAGGAGGAGGAUGAAGUCACAGAGGGAAGUGUUGAACUUGCAGAUGAAGCUCAAGAAGAUGAUAAGGAGAAAGAAUUAGACACUUCUAUCCUUCAAAGAUCACAGCUAACACAAGCACUCUUGGCAGGACUUGGAAUGACCAGAAACAAGUAAAACUAAUACUGUAAGAGGGGAAAAACAAAACAUUGUGUGGCUGACUAAAAGUUAUUAUAAUAAUAAUACUAAGUGCUAAAUCCAUAAGGGUCAUACAGCACUUUGACUACUAGCAUCUAUGUUUUCCAGCUUCUACAAAAGCCUCUAACAUUGAAAAUUUGGUGAUUUGUAUAAUUUCCUUGUGAUCAUUAGCUAUCAUUAUGAUAGCAUAUUACAUAAUUUAUAACAAAUAGGCCAGUAUGUGACUACCAAUAAAAUUAUAAGGGCUGAGCUAUUUUUCUUAAUGUGCCAAAAAAUUUGAUAUAUGAAUUAUAAAUAGCACCAGCCAUUUUUUAAUUUUAUUAUACAUUUGGAUGAAGAUAACAUGCUACUGUGUGUUUAUUGUGACUCGCUCUCUCAUCAAGAACGGCAUGAACUAAAAUAACUGAGACAAACAAAAGGAUAAAAAUAAAAUGGCAACUGUAGAAUGUAUGAAGAUUCACUGAAACUCUGUGUAUAAUUUAUAAGUUGGUCAGCGAUAUAGUUUUAGAAAAAAAAAAAAAAAGGUGGUAUGGUAUUGCCCAGGACCCCACUACAACCUAGUCUUGAUUUUUUCAGUUGAUUUGCAUAAAUUGAAUAUUUAAGACAAAUUUUUUUUUAAAAAGUACUAAGUUAAUGAUUUAAUCUUUUUUCUUUUCCCCUCUUGCAUAUCUACUUAAAAAAUACUAAACUUUGCAAUACUGCAUGCCUCCCUGUGUCUGGCUGCACUUUGCCAUCACGCAACCUUUACUGAUACCUCAUAAAAGUGUGUGCUUCCUUUCCUCUUAAGUUCACAAUCCACACCGGUAUGUAGCCGGUGUUUAUUGCUGCAAUAUGUGGUCCGUUUCUUUUUCCCUCUCGUCAACAUGUGAUUUCAUGACCUCAACACAUAACUUUCAUCCUUGCAUGAACUGCUGUUUUUGUUGGGCAGUUUCAGUAGUCAUAUUUUAGGUGGUUCUUUUGUGACUUUUUUUGGUUAUGUUGAGUCCUACAUCUUACUACUGUAUCUUAAAUUCCAGUACAGUACACCAUUAUUAUUAUAAUAAAAAAGAAGCACUAAACCACAAGGGCCAUACAGUGCUGCAUACAGCACUCCAACUAAUGUCAACCCUUGGAAUUGUGCAAAUUCUCCUUUGAACCUCUUGCUUUCCUCAUCUUCCAUCACUAUUUAUAUAGUGAAUAGUUGUAGGUGAUUAUUACAGGAUUAAUCAUCUUCCUAUCAUUGUAACUUCUCAUUUAUUUACUCAUCUUCAUAACUGUUUGAACAUGCUAACUUACCUCAUUUUAGACAUUAUGUACUUACUACCCCCCCCCCCCUUUUUUUUCCUUAUCUGACACUCCUAAGGUUAAUUAACACUGCCUUUUGAAUUAUUAUAGUCACAGGGGUCAUUAAGUGCAUGGGUUAUAUUCACAGGGAUCAUACAGUGCAUGGGUUAUUUGAGGUAAUUAGGUUUGAUCCAUGGAAGGGAAAGAUUGCAAGUACUUCAACACCAAGGCACCCUAAUUAAAGGCUGCAGAAUUAUGCCUUAGUUAACUACUGCCUCACUUCUCAAAGGAGGGUUCCUUGACGUUGAGGAUCUCUUGCCUCAAGGAAUUGGACCUGUCCUCCCCUUCCUUGGUUAGAAUGUAAUAAUCAUUACUGCUCAAACUGAUUAGCCAAGCAUUGUGGUCUGAUCAGGUACUAGCUAGUAUCUGUGGAGUAACUAAUUAUAUUCACUGAAGAGCACUGAACUAGUUGGGGUCAUGCAGCACCUGGAGAAUGGGAGGUAAUCGAGUGUGAUCCAAGAAAGGGAAGGAUGGUUCCUAUUCAUUGUAUCUAGUCUAUCAGCCUUCCAGGUACUCCCAUUCAAGGCAAGCCACAUUGCUAGUUAUCCUUCCUGUUUAGGGACACUAUGCUCUCAUGAUUGCAGGUUAGAUAUGGCAGACCCACAUAGUCAUCUGGAGAGGCACUCAGCACUGCCCAGCAAAAUUGGUUUCACCAGAGCUUGUGGAUUUCAUUGUAAAGUUCCUCAGUACCCUGACAAGCUUACACUAUCUACCCUCCUCUUCGAAGUUCCACUCGUAAGGGUCAUAUUCCAUUAAAGUUUGAUCCAAGGAAAAGGAGAGUAACUCCAAGUCAUUGGAUCAAGAACCCUUCAUUGUCAAGACAUACUCCUUGAAGGGAGUAACUAAAUUACUGCACCAUGACUCUUACACACUUGUGCUUGCCCUCUACAAUUCUAACACCAGCACCUUUUUUUGGUGUUGCUGUUAAGUAACACAGAAUUGUAGCAAUCAUUGACCUCUUUUAAGUUUAGGAGUUUGUGAUAAUUAUAUUUUUGAAACAAAUGGAGCUUCAUUUUUAAUAUGAUAACAGUGUAUAUGAGACAUCAGUGAGCAAAACAACUUUAACAUGAAGAUCUCUACCUUUAGUUUCACAUCUUUCACAGUAGUACACUACAGUACUAUCAAUUGCUGUAUAGUAGUCCUGUAGCAGUAGAUUGCAUUUACUACAAAUGGUAAUGAUUAAUGUGUAUAAUUUUGAUUUGCCAAUUAUGAUGUAAAAUAAUUGAAUACAAUAAUAUACAAUUUUUGUAUUUUUUAUAUGUAAAAAUCUCAAAAGGCAAUAAAAGAUUCAUUUCAUAAGAGUAGAAUACAGUAUAUAUAGCGGCAUUUAAAAGCUUUGGAAGACGAAACUAGUUUUGCUUGCUUGCAUCAGGAAUGUGGUUUAAUAAGAGUCCCUAAUACUGAAUCGAACCAGUUUCAAGAUACUAAUAGUGUACUAUGUAGUCUACAUAUAUGAGAAUACUGCAUUGCAAACUGGAAUUAGAAGCAACUUAGGAUUACAUAGGGCAAUCUAAUAACCUCUAACAAUGAGAAAGGCAGUAUAUUAAAGGGUUCCUAAUUAAUGUUUUCUACAUUUUAUUUAAACUUUAAUUUAGCUUAUUAAAAUACUAAUGGCAAAUGUAUUUUAACUUACUUGACAGCAAGAUGAUGUGUGUGUGUGUGUAUACUUCAUGAAAAUAAAAUUAUUGUAG